Candida tropicalis MYA-3404 is the source of this 2193-nucleotide messenger RNA. It is a transcript of the gene SNT1, whose product is annotated as Snt1p. Gene Ontology annotation, cellular component: Set3 complex. Gene Ontology annotation, biological process: regulation of transcription by RNA polymerase II. The transcript has a single exon. Lineage: Eukaryota; Fungi; Ascomycota; Pichiomycetes; Serinales; Debaryomycetaceae. The record is from RefSeq and is a predicted model, not a curated record. The coding region runs from base 1 to 2193 and encodes 730 amino acids.
AUGUCUUCAUCGAAUCCACGUAAUGGUGGGGGACCUUCAUCACGAUAUAAUGAAUACCUAGAUUAUGGAAAAUCACGAAGGAAAAAUUUCUAUUCAUCGGGCUCCAAUAGUCAGUCAUCACCAUCUCUACAGGGAUUAUCACGACGAGAUUUUAAAAGUAAUGGUAGUGGUUCGUCUUCAUUGUCACAUCUGAAAGACCAAAAUCCUAUACCCCCUUCAGUCUCAAGAAAUGGUUCUUAUUCAUCAUCAUCACAUUAUAACAACAACUAUGGAAAUUAUCACGAUUAUUAUCUAGGGAGUGGUCGUAAUGACACAUGGAGAAAAUCCAGUGGUGGGGAAUCACGACUAUCGUCAUCAUCAAAUUCAUCUGCAACUUCAUCAUCGACUUCUUAUCAACAGUACCGACUGAAUAAUGCCACUGGCGGUGAUUAUAGAAUGAAAGACCGCUAUGAUUCAUAUAGCACUCACGACGGGGGUAUAAACACAAGUAAAUGGAAGUCAGGUAGAGGUUUUGGGCCAUCAAGAUACUCAGCUAAAGAUAGAAUGCGAGGAGCAUCAACAUUCAGUUCUGGUAGUAAUAGUGUACCUUUAGGAUCUUCAUCAUUGACAAAUAGUACAGGACAUGACUCAUAUUAUGGGAGAAAUUCGUAUGGUAGUUCCUUACCUAGAAACUCAAGUUAUAACAAACCUAGAGAUUAUAAAUACAAAUACGGCCACAGAAGCACAUUGAUUCCAGUUGAGAAGAAACAUCCCCAGGAUCUAGAUUCUCCUACAUCUAAAGAUGAGGAAGAAGACGAUGACGAGGAGGAAGACGAUGAAGAAGAGGAGGAGGAGGAAGAAGAAGAUGAAGCUGUUGAUGAGGUACAAGUAGAAGUAAAAGAGGAGCAAAAACAGAAGGAAUCACAACAAACACUAGGAGAAGAAAAGAAAGAUGUUGAUAAUGAUAUUACAAUGGAACAGGAUGAUUCGAAAACUGAAAUCAAAAAGAUUGUUGAGGUGAAAGUGGAGGAGAAAUCAAUAGAUUCUUUAAUGACAGAUGAAUCCGUAAAAGUUGAAACAGCAACUGUUGAACAAGAGCAUCCUAUAGAAUCAACAAAACAGGAUAUUCCUCAUGAAGUUAAUGAACCUCCAGUUGUUACCACCGAGGUCGAAACAAUUGAGAGCUAUGAUUAUCCAUUGAAUAAAAUUGAAACAGAGUUUUGUGAAUUGAAGGCAAAGUUCCAUGCAGAAAAAGGGGAUAUGUUGUUAAAGUAUUCAUUGGCUAAACCAAUUACGAAUCUUCAUCAUUAUCCAAUUGUAUCACACAAUUUGAAUCACUACCAUAAGAUCAGAAAGUCAUUGGUUUCUAAAUUAAAGAAUAAAAAUUAUUCCAUUUACUUGAGAAAAAGAAUGCUUUUCGAAGAAUAUAAUUCACGUAUGAAGAUUUAUGAGCAACAAAAGAUGAAAAUGGCGCAACAAAUAGCCGCUGUGAGACCACCUGGUAGUGAUGAUAUUAAGAAAGAAAUUUAUAAUGGUGUAGUCACAGGUUUACUAGGAUCCAGUGGUGGCGGUGGUGACAGUAAUGGCGGUCCGAAUGGUUCUGCUGAAGCUGGGGCUCGUAGUACUCGUAGGUAUAGAGUUAGUGAUGACGAAUUGAAUGUCAUUUUGUUAAGUUUGGAAGAUCCGAUUAAUAAAGCUGCUAGAGUUGCUGCUAAGAUACCUGAUUUGUGUCUUGAUGACAACACUGUGUUCUGCGAUGACAAUAAUAUUGUCAAGGAUAAACAACAAUGGGCUAAACGUAUUCAUACAGACUGGAAUGACACAUUUACUGAAGCUGAACACGAAAUGUUUUGUCAAGCUUAUUCGGUGCAUGGUAAAAAAUUUGACCUUAUUGCAAAACAUAUGGGAUUAAGAACGGUUUCAGAUUGUAUUCGACACUAUUAUAUGACAAAACAUCUGACUAACUACAAGAUGUUGUUACAAAAGAGGAAGAAGACUAAACAUAAAGCUAAGAGAACUAAGAAAACUGCCACUACAAAAACUCCUCCUCCUGUUGCUCCUACAUCUGCACCUAUUGUUGUACCUCCAGAAGCGCCAAAAUCUGCUCCUCCAGCAGCAGCAGCCAUAGCUCCGCCAACUGAUACAGCUGUACCUAUUGUCUCUCACGCAGAACUUCCUACACAUAAAAUGAGUAUAGCUAGUUUACUUAAUUAA